AUGCGCUACAGUAACCCAUUCACGGGUGCCCUUGUGAGCAGGCAAAUCUCGAAACUCGAAAUGACACUGAAAAACCUGACUUACCUGGACGAUGUGCGGCCUGAAACACUGGUUAAAGGCGUGACUGCCAUCCGCAUGCUACCCAAAAGCGAUAGGUGGGACUGGUUGAAGUACAUGGCGCUUCUCUUCCAUGCCGAGCAAAAUGUAAUAGGAUCCACGGUUGCAGUUGUGGAGGACCCAGUGUUUUUCAGUCAGUUCUCUUCCAUUUUCGACAUCGAGAACUACCGGACUGCAAUCGCCAAUUACGUCGGCUUCAAAGCCAUGGUUACUGUCGCACCGCUGAUGCCACCUGGCUACGCGGAGCUUUAUGAGCUGGGCUACGGCUACGAGAUUCUCAAGUUGGAGCCGCAGCUCCUCGCGUGCACGCUGCUAUUAGAACAUAUGUACCGAUACGGCGUUGGCAUCGCGGCUAAGCUGACCCUGAGUCAAGAGUUCGCCAGCGUCUACCGGCGCCACCUCGACGCCCAGCUGCAAGACCUGUUCAACGAGACGCGCGUAGUAUUUCGACAGAUGCUCGGAUUCGGUCAGUCAUGGUUUUCUGCCAGCGACCUCGAGCAGGUUCUACGAAAGCUGGACAGACUGUCGAUUGUUUUCGGCACGCAGGAUAACUUUGUGCAAUACGAGGAGUACCGGCAGACACCUCCAUUGCCACGGGGACCGAACGACACGUUGCUCGGUACAGCAUUCACAAUGUUCUCGCGCGCAUCCAGCUUAUACUGGAAUGCUUGGAAUAGCCGAUACACUACCGAGAGGGCCUACGAUAACGCGUACCACAUGUCCGUGUUCGACUGGGGAUACGAGUACCAGCUAGGUAACAACCUCGUGUUCCUUCCGAAUGCCAUCGUAGCUUUCCUCACCACCGUCUCCAACAAGAUCCCCUUCCAACAGUACCCUGUCGUUCUUGUUCACGUCGUUAGGGGUGUCCUCAAGGCUCUACUUCGAAGCAAUUCGGCUUUUGUUGACGGUCACAUUUUGCGCGGAAGUUGGUGGAGCGCCGCGACAGUGGACACUAGCGAGAACGCCACUAAGUGCAUUCAGCGCCAAUACCGGGCCGCAGCAGCAGCUGAGUUUGGUUGGGAGCAACCUUCCGAAGAAAGAUGGAGUGUCGCACGCAUCGAGGAAGCCUUUCUAGACAACGCAGUGCUGUUGCCCCUGUACGAACUUUACGAACGCGCGCUUAGCAGCCACAACGCCACGGACAUGUUCUAUCAGUUGCCCGACAGGCGGGUCACGAUGAGGGAACUGUUCUUCUACAACUACGUGGUGGAAUUCUGCGAUGACGGCAACAACGAGUCGCGGAGAGCGCAGUACUGGCUGGGAAUUACGCCCAGCAAUUGGCGUGUGAACAUCCCCCUCUUAAACUUUCCGAUUUUUCGGAAGGCCUUUGCUUGCAGUGCUUGGAAGCAACCUCAGCAGUACUGUCACACGUGGAAGAACAUCGGUUUAUAG
Rhipicephalus sanguineus (brown dog tick) is the source of this 1509-nucleotide messenger RNA. RefSeq lists its product as uncharacterized. The record is from RefSeq and is a predicted model, not a curated record. The transcript has a single exon. Lineage: Eukaryota; Metazoa; Arthropoda; Arachnida; Ixodida; Ixodidae. Gene Ontology annotation, cellular component: plasma membrane. Gene Ontology annotation, biological process: protein processing. Gene Ontology annotation, molecular function: metalloendopeptidase activity. Bases 1 to 1509 code for a protein of 502 amino acids.